CUCUCUCUCUCUUCUUCACGCGCACACACACAUCUUGCACGGAUUUCCUUUGGAGAAAGUUUUGUUGCUUUCUGUGUUAAUUUGGUCCCCUGUGACUCUUUAUUGAAACACCCAUUAUUCAUCUUCUUGAUGCACAAAAUUGUGCAUAUCUGUUAACCCUAAGUUGUGUUCGUAUUAAUUUUGAAACAAAAAUUGUUCUUUCUUCAAGUAGUUAGCGGGAGUCUCGUUCAGCGGGACGCUCUUUUUUCAAUCCUUAAGUAGUUAAACAAAAGGAUUUCUCAGUUCUUAAGUGAAUUGUUUGAUGAUAACAUGAAUUCGAUCAAAGAAGAUCUGCUAAGUGCAGUGGUGCCAUUAUUGAAACUUCUCACCCUUACAGUUAUAGGACUGGUUCUUGCACACCCAAGAACUCAAAUCAUCCCUAAAGCAACAUUUAAGCUACUCAGCAAACUUGUUUUUGCUCUUUUCUUACCCUGCCUUAUCUUUACCCAUUUGGGUGAAUCGAUCACACUCAAGAACGUUGCACUCUGGUGGUUUAUCCCCAUUAAUGUAUUGGUCAGUACAGGUAUAGGUUGCAUUUUGGGGUACUUGGUAGUAAUUAUAUGUCGUCCACCUCCAGAAUUUGCUCGAUUCACCAUUAUCAUGACUGCAUUCAGCAAUACUGGAAAUCUUCCACUUGCAAUUGUUAGUUCUAUAUGUCACAGUGAGGAUAAUCCGUUUGGUCCUGAUUGCCAUCGGACAGGUGUGGCUUAUGUCUCUUUUGCUCAAUGGGUUGCUGUAAUUCUUGUUUAUACCUUUAUUUAUCACAUGAUGGAGCCCCCUUUGGAGUACUAUGAGAUUGUAGAGGAAGGGAUCGACGUUGAAGAACAAAACCAGGGUAACGAUGUUAGUAGAUCCCUUCUUGUGGAAGCUGAAUGGCCCGGCAUUGAGGAUAAAGAAACCGAACAUUCAAAGACUCCUUUAAUUGCAAGGGUUUUCAAUAGCAUCUCAAGUAUUUCACAAACUAUGUUGCCUGACCUUGAUCUCACACCAGAUGGGCCCGAGUCUAUUAGGUGUUUGGCAGAGCCUAGAGUAGUUAGGAAGAUGAGAAUCGUUGCUGAACGGACUCCAGUACGACACAUACUUCAACCACCAACAAUUGCAUCUCUGUUAGCUAUCGUUAUUGGAAUGGUGCCUCAGAUCAAAGCUUUCUUCUUUGGAAACGAUGCUCCUUUGUCUGUCAUAACAGACAGUCUAGAGAUCUUGGCCGCUGCCAUGGUGCCAUCUGUAAUGCUUGUUCUUGGAGGUAUGCUUGCUGAGGGGCCAAAUGAUUCGAAACUUGGCCUUCGAACUACAAUUGGCAUAAUCGUGGCAAGGCUAUUGGUUCUUCCUUUGCUUGGAAUUGGAAUAGUGGCGUUGGCUGAUAAGCUGCAUUUUCUUGUCGACGGUGAUCAGAUGUACCGGUUUGUGCUUUUGUUGCAGUACACAACACCGAGUGCCAUCUUAUUGGGAGCAAUUGCAAGCUUGAGGGGUUAUGCAGUCAGCGAGGCCUCAGCCCUUCUCUUCUGGCAGCAUUUAUGUGCACUGUUCUCUCUUUCACUAUACAUUUUCAUAUACUUUAAACUGUUAUCAUAUGUUUAAGGUUUAAAAGAAGCUUUAGACUACCAGAUCCAUUGGGAAACUGAUUAGCAUGUAAAGUGCAUUCUGAAGUUUUGUGGUAAAUUUCUUGAUGGGUUUGAUAGAUUCUUCUCUCUUAUAUAUAUAUUCUCUGUUGUUUCUCCACACCAUGUAAUUUUUAAAACAUGAAAUUCUGAGAAGACCUUGAUCCA
This is a messenger RNA of Camellia sinensis, 1805 nucleotides long. RefSeq names its product Auxin efflux carrier family protein. NCBI's taxonomy places the organism in Eukaryota, Viridiplantae, Streptophyta, Magnoliopsida, Ericales, Theaceae. Gene Ontology annotation, biological process: endoplasmic reticulum to cytosol auxin transport. Gene Ontology annotation, cellular component: membrane. The record is from RefSeq and is a predicted model, not a curated record.